CAGUUUGUAUAUUUUUCUUUCUAAAAAACCCUCUUGCCUCUGCCUCAGGUAACCCUCUCAGUCCUGUUCCUCUCAAAUCCACCGGAAUCAUUCCGUCGUCGGUCAUCUUCAUUUAUCUCAUUUCUUAAUUCUGAAUUCCCAACUUUUGCUUUUUUCUCUCCACUUGUGUCAUUAAUUAAUACAAUCCAACCGCUCAUCGUCGAUUUGAUCGUAUUCCAAUAAACGACCGACGUAAUGAUUAUGUGGUCUCAGGAAACAGAAUUCUUGCCUCUGAUUUAAUUAGGGUUUCCAAAAGGAACAAAUGUCACAGCAACAGCAACAGCAAGUUGUAGGUGACAACAACAACAACAACGGUAGCAGGACUGACAGUAAUAUUCCAGUAAGUGAAGUGUAUUGGUCGCUAGUAGAGAGAGCUGAUAAGAAGUUUUCUAAGAUCAGAGACUUGCCUUAUUAUGAACGCAACAGGUAUGAUACAUACUUUUACAAGGUAUUCAAAGUGUAUACACAAUUAUGGAAGUUUCAACAAGAGAAUCGGCAGAAGCUUAUAGAAGCUGGGCUCAAGAGAUGGGAGAUUGGGGAAAUUGCUUCUCGAAUUGCUCAACUCUAUUAUGGGCAAUACAUGCGUACAAGUGAUGCAGGUUAUUUAUCAGAAUCAUACAUAUUCUAUGAAGCAAUAUUAAGUCGGGAGUAUUUCAAGGAGGGGUUGUUUCAAGAUCUCAAUCUUGCAAACAAACAGCUGAGGUUUUUUGCCAGGUUUUUAAUGGUGUGCCUGGUGUUGAAUAGACGAGAAAUGGUUCAUCAGUUGGUUAAUCAACUCAAACUGUUGGUUGACGAAUGCAGGAGGACAUUCCAGGAAACUGACUUUAAAGAGUGGAAGCUGGUGGUUCAGGAAAUAAUUAGAUUUUUGAAAGCUGACUCGGCUUUUAUGAAUAUCAGGCCUUUAAGAUAUAGUCUCGUUCUGGACCCGCAUCCAGAUUCACUACUGCGUGUUGCAACAAGGAGAAACUUAAGAUUACGAGAUGCAAUACUAACUAGCUACCAUCACAAUGAGGUUAAGUUUUCGGAGCUCACUCUAGACACAUUCAGGAUGCUUCAGUGCUUGGAGUGGGAACCUAGUGGUUCAUUCUACCAAUCAAAUAGUAUUAAAUAUGGUCAGAAUGGGGGUCCGGGGCCUAGUCGCAUUAACUACACUCAUGAUAUAACUGAUCCUACAUUGCCACCAAACUCUCGAAAAGCUGUCCUGUAUCGUCCAUCCAUUACACAUCUUUUAGCAGUUCUGGGUAUGAUUUGUGAGGAGCUGCCUGCUGAUGGAGUUCUCUUAAUAUAUCUGUCAGCUUCAGGAAGAGUUGGACAAACUAUUUCAUCUCCAGUUGCUGGAACUUCUAUCACCACCGCAGAUAAUGUUGUGAGGAACUUGUACUCAGAUACUGCCUCUACGUCUCCAUUUAGUUCACCUAGCAAUUGUCCAAACCCUUCUUCAAGGCGAUGUAAAGGAGACUGCUUAUAUUUUGGUGCUCGUGGAAAUGGAGGAUUAAACAGCGUUUACCCCACUGAUUUAGUUCCAUUUACGAGAAGGCCACUUUUUAUAGUUAUUGACAGUGAUGUUAGUGAAGCAUUCAAGGUUAUAAGCGGAUCUGAAAAAGGGGAACCAGCUGCCAUCCUCCUCUCUCCAAGCUGUUCAACUCCCCUCACUGCAGUCGAAUCUUCUCGUCAUCAGAGUGGUAGUCUAUUCACUCUUUUUCUGACAACUCCAUUGCAGGCUUUUUGUUUGUUGAUUGGUUUGUCAGGCUCUGAUAUUGAAAUGGAUACAUAUAAUAAGGCUGAGGCAUUACUGUCUUCAUCCUUGAACGACUGGGGAUCAGCUUUGGCAACUUCAGACACUCUGGAUCCUGUUUGGGCUCAAAUUUUAGGCGAUCCAUUCCUUAGGCGACUAUUAGUGAGGUUCUUAUUCUGUCGGGCAGUAUUAACACUGUUUGGACCAUCCUUUGGCAAGAAGGAGUGCCAUCCUGAUUGUAUACCUUCUCUUCCAGCAUCUCUCCAGCCCACUGCUACUGCAUCACAAACUGUAAUUUUGCAGAUGGCCAACAUUUUCGGUGCAACAAAGAAAUUCUUUUUCUCUGAAGGGACUGUGCUCCCUGAAUAUAAACACAGUGACGUAGAGAUGACUUCGGUAUCAUGAAGCUUUAUAUAUUAUUGGAGAAAUUGGAUUUGAAAAAUGUAAAGUUUAUUACUCACCUUCUUGUUUGAUUGGAUUGUGAUGCUCUUCAGCAUUUCUCAGUAAUGAAUCCUGCAGAAAUUCAGGCAAAUGUUGCUUUGAAGUUUGUAUGACGGAACAGUUUUGUGGGGGGAUGGAACAAGAGCCUGACUUACUCAUCCCAGUAGCCCGGGCGAGCGGCGAGCUUGUUUCUUCUCUCCUUGGGGCCUACUUCUUUGAAGUUUGUACGUUAUACAAGCCUUUUGGUUUAGAGUUCAUGGCCCAAAUCAAAGUAAAAACAGGCCCAUCAAUUGGAUUCCGAAAUUCCAAUCCGGCUUCCAGUCAAUUUCAACUGGUUCAACCUGUACAAGCACUAUCCAUCCACACUUUCCUCUUUCUUCUACUGUAAUCUAUACAGCAAAAAGAAAAAAGAAGAUUUAACUGUUAAUGAUGUAUUGAUAAGCUAGUAGUAGUAAAUGGCCACAAAGUAUUUACUCUCAAUCUGUAUCUUUCAUCUAUUGUUAAUCGCUCCUCCAGUUCUCUCCGGGUCUCGUCGCCCAAUAUCUUGUGGACUCUGUAUUGAAAUUUGUAGGAAACAGAAAUAAGGCAAAAGAAGAACGAGUGCUAUGCUGAUAUAGAGAGGGUUGUGUAAAUUUAAUAAGAAUUGAUGAUGGUAAAACAGUGGCCUUUGGGGACAGCAAUGCAAAUCCUCCAUGACUGCUAAAGAAAAUUGUGCUUUACGCUGUCUUUCUCCUAUUUGUUAUCAGCUUAUUUACGAGAGCGAUCCGCUGGAAGAGGGAGAGAAGGAUCACUCUAGAAGCCAAGAAUACAAGUAUUGUAUGUAUAAAGACGGGUGAAAACAUGAUUGUUCUUUAGAUGUAAGGAAUGCAAGUCUUACCACUAUUUCCAGAAGCAGGAUGAAAGAAACUUUGGCAGGAAUCGUUUCUAGGUUUGCACGCAUCAAGGGAUUCACUGGGAGAGUCCCUUGAGGGUAUUAAGGGAGUCUUUGAGUAUUAAGUUAUGCAAUUCAAACCAGACAGAAUAUUUAGCCCUAGUGGAGAAUCACUUGCUGCAUAAAUUUAGCUGCAAAGUAUAUGUUUAUGAUAAAAUAUAUUGGCUUAAGAUGUCAAUGAUCUCAUUAUUUUCAGUGCAUUAGCUCUCUAACUCCAAUAUGUCCUGCUCUGCUGAAAAAAGUUAUCAUGGCAACAAGAAUGAUUAGUUUGUGGUGUUGUACCAAUAUACUUUUUUCUUUUCCUUUUUAAAUAUUUAAGGCUCUGUUUGUUUUGUGAAA
This is a messenger RNA of Ricinus communis (castor bean), 3485 nucleotides long. RefSeq names its product protein SCAI. Gene Ontology annotation, molecular function: transcription corepressor activity. Bases 302 to 2179 code for a protein of 625 amino acids. Gene Ontology annotation, biological process: DNA-templated transcription. The transcript is spliced from 16 exons. The record is from RefSeq and is a predicted model, not a curated record. Lineage: Eukaryota; Viridiplantae; Streptophyta; Magnoliopsida; Malpighiales; Euphorbiaceae. Gene Ontology annotation, cellular component: nucleus.